CAUUCCCUCUGCCUCCCCCAGAAGACAGCUUCCUUUUCUUGCAGCGCCUCGCAGGACCCCUGCUCCUCGGGAGAAGCUGUCGCUACAAAGAGCCAAAGAAACAACGAAGUUUCUCUAUCCAGAAGGAAUACGAGACUUGGCAUACCGCGGUUUUCUGAAGGCUGCCACCUCGUCGAUGACUUCUCCUCUCCGAGUUUUAUUCAAGGACGCGAGGCAUGCUUUUAGAUUGGAUGAGCUUGGGAUGGAGAUCAUGAGGAUCGCCUUCCCUGCGGCACUUGCGCUGAUGGCUGAUCCCGUUGCAUCUCUAAUCGAUACUGCCUUCAUUGGUCACAUUGGUCCAGUGGAGCUUGCAGCUGUAGGCGUGUCUAUUGCAGUGUUCAAUCAAGUAUCAAGAAUUGCUAUCUUUCCUAUUGUCAGUGUCACGACAUCCUUUGUUGCUGAGGAAGAUGCCACCAGCAAAAUAGCAAGUGGAGAUCCUGAAAGUGGAGAAUGCCAGGGGUCUUUUUCUGAGGAUAGUGAAAUGAAAGAAUUGAUGCCUUGCACUGAUCAUGAUGAACAUGAGUAUACCUCGCCUUUCUCAUCGAAGAAAUCUGCUACUAUGACUGAAGUUGAGAACCGCAAACGGAUCCCAUCAGCCUCUUCAGCGUUAUUAGUUGGUAGUGUACUUGGUGUUCUCGAAACACUAUUUCUGAAUUUUGGAGCAAAACCCAUUUUGAUCUUUAUGGGUGUGAAACAUGAUUCUCCUAUGUUGACACCAGCAUGUGAGUACUUAACAUUGCGAUCUCUUGGCGCCCCUGCUGUUCUAUUGUCUUUGGCUAUGCAAGGAGUUUUUCGUGGAAUCAGGGACACAGAAACUCCUCUUUAUGCCACUGUGGCUGGAGAUGCAGCCAAUAUAAUCUUGGAUCCAAUAUUCAUAUUCUUGUUUCGAUUAGGCGUUAGUGGUGCCGCGAUUGCUCAUGUUAUUUCUCAAUAUUUAAUUGCAUUAAUGCUUUUGUGGAAAUUACUGAGACAAGUCGAUGUCUUGCCUCCCAGUAUAAAAAAUCUGCAGUUUGGUCGGUUCCUAAGAGAUGGUCUUCUAUUGCUUGUACGGGUUAUCGCUGUGACGUUCUGUGUGACACUAGCAGCAUCGAUGGCUGCACGGCAGGGAUCAGUCCCUAUGGCUGCAUUCCAGAUAUGUUUGCAGAUUUGGUUGGCGACUUCUCUUCUUGCUGAUGGCCUGGCGGUUGCUGGACAGGCAAUACUUGCGAGUGCAUUUGCCAGAAGGGAUCAUUCUGGGGCAACAUCUGCUGCUUCACGUGUUCUUCAAUGGGGUAUGGUUCUGGGGCUGUUGCUGUGCUUCAUACUCGGAAUUGGCUUACAGUUUGCAUCGAAAUUGUUCACCAAGGAUGCCAAAGUGCUACAACUUGUUCACGUUGGAAUCCCGUUUGUGGCGCUUACUCAACCGAUGAAUGCCUUAGCCUUUGUAUUCGACGGCAUCAACUAUGGAGCAUCAGAUUUUGCAUACGCUGCGUAUUCCAUGGUCCUGGUGGCAAUAGUCAGCAUUGUAUUUUUGAUCAUCCUAUCCUCUAGUCAUGGUUUCGUCGGUAUCUGGAUAGCUCUAACGAUCUACAUGAGUUUGCGGAUGUUGGCAGGUUUCUGGAGGCAUGUUAGAGAAAUUUUCUCACACUUGAAAAUGAAAUCUUGCUUCAUUUCAAGGAAAUUUAGCAAAAAGGAGAAGUCAAGUGGCCACCUUCUUCAAUCUUGAAAAUGUGGAAGAAUAGGGACAGGUACAGGACCAUGGACCUUCCUUUGGAGUUGAUCAGGCUUUCAAUUCCUUUUUCUCUUGACAAAAGAGGGUGGAACACUGAUUCAACAAUUUAAGGUGCAAUGUUUUUGUUGAUCAAAGGGAAAUACUACUCAAACGGAGCUCUCAUUACUCAAGUAGCAAUUCCUUUUGUUUACCUUACAUUGCACAUGGACUGACGUUGUGCCCCCCAAAAAAUUGUAGCUCAGAUCAAGAUAGCUUACUCUUUUUUGUAUAAUUAAUGAGUUGUAUUAUAGAUCUUUAAUGUACCAAAUAAUGAGACCUGAAAUUCCAGCUAUUUCACUAUAUUGAUAGUUUGAGUUCAGAA
Musa acuminata AAA Group (dessert banana) is the source of this 2111-nucleotide messenger RNA. Its product is annotated as protein DETOXIFICATION 42-like. The record is from RefSeq and is a predicted model, not a curated record. NCBI's taxonomy places the organism in Eukaryota, Viridiplantae, Streptophyta, Magnoliopsida, Zingiberales, Musaceae. Gene Ontology annotation, cellular component: membrane. Bases 176 to 1744 code for a protein of 522 amino acids. Gene Ontology annotation, molecular function: xenobiotic transmembrane transporter activity; antiporter activity. The transcript is spliced from 15 exons. Gene Ontology annotation, biological process: transmembrane transport.